Oldenlandia corymbosa var. corymbosa is the source of this 2987-nucleotide messenger RNA. NCBI's taxonomy places the organism in Eukaryota, Viridiplantae, Streptophyta, Magnoliopsida, Gentianales, Rubiaceae. The record is from the annotation of a GenBank genome assembly.
AAAUGCCAAAAGCAGACUUUUCAUGGAGGACAAAAAAAUAUACUAGCACAACAACAGUACAGCUAGGCAGAGUUAAGACAUUUGGAAGGCGUUAUUUGUAGUUCAUAUUUACUUCCUCUAAUUAAGUUGUUGUCUACAUGAUUCAGAAUCUGACCAUUUCCUAAAUUGUUCUGUAUCAAUAGAAGUUCAGAGAAGUCAACCAUGUUAAGAAUCCGAAGAAGUGGUAGUUUCAAAUGGUUGGCAAGUUGAGAAUUACUCACUGUUGUACCCUGAAUCUUAUCACUCAAAUACCCUUUUGGCAGUGUUCAAGAUUUCAUCGGGAUUGUGGCAUAUUCCGGGAGCAAUGGAGUUUGGGAAAGAGAAGCAAGUGAGGUUUUACAACGAAGGGGAACAAGAUUUUGGGCUUUACUGGGAGAAGAACGAAGCUCAGCGGUUCAACAACGGUGGAGGUUCAGUCCCUUUAAUGAAAUCUGAUGGAGGAUUUAAUGAUACGAAGAAGAGAGCAAAUGUUAUUCCGCAAUUUGGGAAGAAUAAGGUUUUCCCAGAAGGGAGUUAUGAGACAAGAAAGCGAUGGAUUAUUGAUCCUGGAAGUGAAAUUUCUCUCAAAUGGAACAGAAUUUUCCUUUGUUCUUGCUUGGUUGCACUGUUUGUUGAUCCCCUCUUCUUUUACCUUCCUUCUGUUGUAAAUGAUGACGAGUCCUCAACCUCAUGUAUGACUACGGAUUUGAACCUUGGAAUCACCAUUACCUGUUUUAGAACUUUGGCUGAUAUGUUUUAUGUCUUACAUGUACUUAUUAAGUUUAGAACUGCUUAUGUGUCCCCAAGCUCAAGGGUAUUUGGUAGAGGAGAACUUGUGAUGGAUCUGAAAUUGAUAUCUGAGAGGUAUAUGAAGUCAGAUUUCUUCAUAGAUGUGAUUGCAGCACUGCCUCUUCCUCAGAUAGUUAUAUGGUUCAUUAUGCCUGCCAUUAGAAGCUCUCAUGCUGAUCAUACCAACAACACCCUUGUCCUAAUAGUACUUUUCCAGUACCUUCCCAGACUAUAUCUGAUUUUUCCUUUGAGUUCGGAAAUUAUAAAAGCUACUGGAGUUGUUGCAAAAACAGCUUGGGCUGGGGCUGCAUACAAUUUGCUGCUCUAUAUGUUAGCGAGCCACGUCUUGGGGGCUUCCUGGUAUUUGUUAUCAUUCGAGCGUGAUGCUACUUGUCUGAAAGCUGCCUGCAACAAGGAAUUUGGUUCCAUUGGGUGCUCACUACGUUUUCUUGAUUGUGGGACCCUGGAUCAUGCUGAGAGGAGAACUUGGUUGAAUAAGACUGCUGUGUUUAGCUCCUGCAAUCCUGAUAAUACCACAUUUUUCAAUUAUGGGAUUUUCGGAAAUGCAGUAACUAAUAAUGUCCUCUCAGCAAGCUUUGUUCAGAAGUAUUUCUACUGCUUAUGGUGGGGUCUGCAAAAUUUGAGUUCCUAUGGCCAGACAUUGACCACAAGCACAUUUAUUGGGGAGACUGCGUUUGCCAUUCUAAUUGCAAUCUUGGGAUUAGUUCUGUUCGCUCACUUGAUUGGAAACAUGCAGACCUACCUGCAAUCUAUAACUGUGAGACUUGAGGAAUGGAGGCUGAAGAGACGUGAUACUGAGGAAUGGAUGAGACAUAGACAACUUCCUCAAGGCUUACAGGAACGUGUCAGAAGAUUUGUUCAAUACAAGUGGCUAACGACGAGAGGAGUUGAUGAAGAGUCUAUAUUGCGGGCCUUACCCACAGAUCUACGUCGAGAUAUUCAACGUCACCUAUGUUUGGACCUUGUCCGACGAGUCCAAUUCUUUGCACAGAUGGAUGAUCAGCUGCUAGAUGCCAUAUGUGAGCGAUUAACAUCAUCAUUGAGUACUCAAGGUACCUACAUUGUACGUGAGGGUGAUCCUGUUACAGAGAUGCUGUUCAUUAUCAGAGGGACAUUGGAGAGCACAACAACAAAUGGAGGCCGUACAGGUUUUUUCAACUCUAUUACUUUGAAACAAGGUGACUUCUGUGGUGAGGAACUGCUUGCUUGGGCAUUGCUACCCAAAUCGGCACAAAAUUUACCAUCUUCGACAAGAACAGUCAGAGCACUCACUGAAGUAGAAGCAUUCGCCUUACGAGCUGAAGAUCUCAAGUUUGUGGCGAAUCAGUUCAGACGUCUUCACAGUAAGAAGUUACAGCACACAUUUAGAUACUACUCUUACCACUGGAGGACCUGGGCAACCUGCUUCAUACAGGCUGCUUGGCGCAGACACAAGAAACGAAUGCUGGUGAAUAGCUUGAGCAUGAAAGAGUCAUAUUACUAUGCUCAGGAUGAACAUUUAGUAGAUGAGAAUCAACAAGUGGAAGAAGACAAUAAUGCACAACCAAAUUCUUUCUCCACUAACCUGGGAGUUACUAUACUUGCUUCAAGAUUCGCUGCAAACACAAGAAGAGGAGCUCAGCGGUUGAAGGAUGUUCAAUUGCCUAAGUUGCAGAAGCCUGAAGAGCCAGAUUUCUCUGCGGAAGGGGAUGAUGAAUAGUUGCGGUUUGCUAGGGUAUAGAUACUGGUAAGACUUCUUUAACCAGAUGAAGCAGCAGCUUGGUGGGGUUCAAGGUUUUGUACAGGGGUAACUUAUAGUUGCGGUUCUCGGACAAGAACAGGUUGCUGCUUUUUGGUUAAAUACUGAAUAGCAGGGGGCAAAAAUUGCACCCUGAAUCCUGAUACAAAGAAAAUCAUCACGAUUUGGCUAUGAACUUGAAGUACUGCCAGUACGAUAUUCAUGUUUGAAGAAAGCUAAAUCAGGCUAUACUUCAACAUCAUAGCUGACUUCAUUGAGAUACACUUUUUAUGACAAUUUUUUCAUUUCGUGCUGUGUAUGUAUUAACAUCUGUUUGUGUCGAAAUAUCCCUGCCCUGAGGGGCAGUACUAUUUAGUCGAUCCAACUGCUCUCGCACCAAAUUCUGAUUGAACUUUUGCUGAAAACAAAUGAAUCAAGCAAC